Molecule: messenger RNA, 1341 nt
Organism: Aspergillus aculeatinus CBS 121060
Lineage: Eukaryota; Fungi; Ascomycota; Eurotiomycetes; Eurotiales; Aspergillaceae
Product: putative iron-sulfur cluster-binding protein
Exons: 5
Coding region: 1-1341 (446 amino acids)
Molecular function (GO): 2 iron, 2 sulfur cluster binding
Source: RefSeq, a predicted model, not a curated record
AUGGAAGCAUUAUACUCAGUAGCUCCACCAGCUUCAACAGCACCUCUAGUAGUUGGACUGCUAGUCGGAUUAGCGUUGCUAUAUCAGACCUGGACUCGUUCCUUUCUCCAAACAUACUUCAAAUAUCCUCCUAGGUCAACCAAGCUCCCUUCACCCGAGCCAUCUCUAGAGCACGAAGAAACCAUCGCAGUUAGCAAAGAGCCCGAUUACCCUGCCGAUUGGUGGACAGGCUCGAGCACAUAUGAACUCGAACGUCGCGCAAUUUUCAGUAAACACUGGCUCUGCCUCUCGCACCGCAGUCAAUUCUCCAAACCAGGCGACUACCGCACCUUCACUGUCGCCGGAUAUCCCAUCUUCCUGAUUCUAGGCAAGGACGGCGCGCUCCGGGCCUUCCACAACGUGUGCCGCCAUCGCGCAUACCCAGUCACUCGGAAGGACAGCGGCUCGUCCACCGUUCUCGGCUGUCGGUAUCACGGCUGGACCUACAACAGUCUCGGGCAGCUCAUCAAGGCGCCGCACUUUGACGGGGUGGCGGGGUUCGAUCGCGCACAGAAUGCCCUGUUCGCUGUGCAUACUUUUACAAGCCGGGCGGGAUUCGUGUUUGUAAACUUGGAUGCCAGCCUGACGGUUCCGCCGCCGGAGGUAGAGUUGCUUGAUGCUUUUGUGGGGUCUCGUGAGGUUGCGCUGCAGUCGAGGUGGGAGGGUGGGCAGACGGUUGAGGGUCAGGUCAAUUGGAAGCUGAUGAAAAUUGCCGAGUCUUUGAUCGACAACGAGGGUACAAGGAGCGUGGGAUCCCAGCGAAGGUUUGGUUCUUGGUUGUUGAACAGGCUUGGGGUUUUACAAGAGGGCUCCGCAAGCUUGAAAGUCUUCCCGAUCACGGCAGUCAAGACAAUUGAGAGAACGGGGUAUUGGUACACGCUGACCUGCAUCCCGGUGUCUGCGCAAAAGACCUCUUUCCGACUUGAUUUGUAUAGCAGCAGCAGCAGCACGAGAUUCUCUGAAGCUGAGACUAUAGCGCAAGAGACGACUAAUCAGCUGCGGAAAACGAUCGCUGAGCUGGAAACGGCAUAUCGCUCGUAUCUCGAGGAUACUAGGUAUAACUCGACUACUCCUAUCACGGUAAAAACAGGAUGUGCGAUAAUCAUAUCUGACGACAUUCUGAUAGGCAUGCAAGAAGCUGUCCUUGAUGCACUGAAGGCCCAUUUGAAGUUGGAAAGGCAACAAGGAGCCGAAGUAUUCCCCGCCAUGAGGAAGCCCAGGGAGAAUGCAAGGUUUGAGCAGGCGGAAAAACUUUGCAAGGAGCUGGAUUGUGUAGAUCAAGGCCCGGAUAUGUCCUGGUGA